UUUUUUUACUUUUUCCUUACAGCUUUCAGUCAAGGAUCGAUUGGCAACUUUUUCUACGUCAACUUCAUGAUAAGUGAAUUUUCCUACCUGAAUAUCACAAGUAUUGGACGGAAUCUUAUUCAAAACGAAAAUGAUUGUGGCUACGCCUGUUUAGAAAAUUCCUCAUGUUUUUCCUACAAUGUGGCUGCCUUCCCUGAUGUCAACGGCAAACUUCUUUGCGAACUCCUGCCAUCGGACAAGUUUAACAACUCGGACAAGUUCAACGCCAGUAAAGAGUUUCAUCACUUUUAUAUUCCGGUAAAUCAAACAUCUAAUUAAUCAAAAAUGUUCCUUCUGGAGAAAAUAAAAAGUUUCUUCUUGUUUUGUUUGUGUAAUUAUUUUCUUUUGACUCUCGCUAGUUUCGAAAGUUAGCAUUUGUAAAUCAAAAUUUAUCUCUUCGCUUGGAAAAUCUUGAAUGCAGUGGAUUACGUUGUGCUUCAAAUGCAAAGGAAUAGGCUAAUGAGUUUGGAUUAAAAAAAAAUAAAUAAAAAAACCUUAUAAAAGUCUUACGACCAAGUUAAACCUUUCUGUUAUAAACCUUUAAUUUGACCAUCUGCUGAUGCCCAAACAUACUUGAUGAAAUCGAUAUAUUUAUGUUCGGAUGUCCUAAACGUUAGUGAGGGGGGAGUUGCAGACAAAGGUCUCGACUGAAAUAUUUUUCGACAAAAGCGUUCAGCUCUUAAAACACAUUUGUCAUAUCAUGAAUUUGCUUAUUAUUUGUUUGCAUACUUGGCUUGCCUUAAAAGUUACAGAAACGUUUUAAUAUUCCUAUUUUAGGCUAAUCUUUCGCCAGUUAGACUAUAUCAGCACAAUGCCUUGAAAUUCGGUAGCAUCUGUGCAAAUUUCUGGGUAAAUGAAACAGCGUUACUCUCAAAACCUCACUAAAUACUCAAGUGAGCAAACCCACGGGGGAGUGCGAAAGAUAAAAAUGUAUAUUGCGUCCUUAAUUAUAUCGAUGUCAUCUAAGCAUCGACAUGUAUGUCAAAUUCGUUGCUUUUUGAAUCCAUGAAACAAAGCGAAAGGGAAACAAAGAAAAUUUAAUCCCAACUUUUGUAGGUUUACAGUAAGCUGAAUUUAAUCUAGGGUUCGGCUCGUUGAAGUAAUUAACCUCAUAUAGUGAAGACAAUGAAUGUCUAUAGUUUUCGUGCUGAAAGUUAACUGAGGCCCCGAAACUUUCUCACUUUCUAGUGCUUUUCUUGUUCUGUUUGGACAUUACUAUGGCAACACAAAGUACCUGACCUGUUAACCUAUGGGAACAUUCAACUGAGGAAAUUCGUAUCCAUUAAACGUUCCUGACAAUAAAUGAAUUUAAACGAGUAAACUGCCUUGUCGCAACAGUAUUUAUUGUUUCGAGUUCUUCGUUCUUUUUCACACACGCCAACCACUUUGAUGCUAGUGUUUGCCUGAUUCAAUAGGAUAUUGCCAUAGCAACGCACAUUCAAAGAUAGGCCUGCCACCUGUAACUGAUGAACCGUUCGUGUUUUGUUAUUAAAAAAACAGCUUUUGUUAUUGCGUCACAAGAAAUACAUGUUACUGGCGGUAGAAGUUCUACACUAUGAAAAAGCAAGCAUCAAGUUUUCUAGAAAACGGAGACAAUAAUUAAGGGACUUAUCAAAGUCUGCUUUACAUUUGUUAGAGCUGCGCAAAAUUCCCCUUACUUGAUCUUAUUUUAAUAUUUCCAAUAUAUAUAUAUUUUUUAUCUUUUCUUUCAUCGUCCUUAUUUCGAGAAACACCUCGAUUUUUGUAACCUGUUAUAUAGGCUCCGAGAUAGUAGUGCAGCGGGAGAAGGGACAGAGAGGACCAUAUUUUUUUCCCGCCGCUAUCCCCUUUCCUAGAUCGCGUGCGUCUUAUUUUAAAUAGGUUUCCUUCUUUUAUCUUACCGAUGUCCCUACUUUGAGAUCCUACGCAGUAUACCCGUAAGUUCAACAUGGAUGAUUGAAAACAAGCCUAAAAUUUCGAAUUUAUUAGGUUUGCACAAAAUCUAGUUAUUAGCAGAUUUGUUGAUGAGUUAGUACACAACUUACAAUUUGUUACCCCCACUUUUUAAAACAACUUAACCAAAUUUUAACAGUAUUUAAUUUUUUUAACAAAAUAAGACAAAAAGUAAGCAUGUUCAACAGUUAAGAGGCAGUCUCCCUAAAAGCGUUCCACUCGAUUUUGGACUCGCUAAAACGUUUGCCUCAUAUUUUUAUCAUCAACACUGCUAUCCAUCCUAAUAACGAAACUGCAGUUACAAUGAGGAAAUUGUUUAUUUUACUGCCAUUCCCAGCAUUUCAUUGCUGGACGACCGUUAGCGGCUAAAAUAUGCAAAUUUUAGAUGCCCUUUUACAGGUUUUUUAACGAUCGUUUAAAAGUACUUCGGGUCAUCAAAUCCUAGACUAUUGCACUCAUUUGGAAGCCAUGAGGAGCUUUGCUCAAGAAAAAAAAUCUCAGCAGGCGCCGUAAAUUGUUGCCCUGGUACGCAAUAGAAAGGUGUUUGCUUAGUGUCAUAAAAUUAAUUAAGACCGGAACAUAAUAAGUAAACCAGAUGCCAAGAAUCCGCGAGAGACGCGUCAUUUGAGCGCGAGACAAGAGGCGAGGAGCCAGCAUCCCACGCAACGGUUUUUUUGUGGCGUAACCUUUCUGUUUAAAAUGAAAAAGAUUUUGAUCAUUCGAAAUGUAUCUUCUUAAAAAUAAACGCUCGCUUCAUCUACCCGUAGAAAGUAAUUCACAUGAAUUUAGACUUACUGCUGGUCUGUAAAACCGAUAAACAAAUCCAGAUCGGACUGCCGGUGAUUUGGACAGGGCACGCCAGGCUUAAAAGACAUUACGUUAAAGCAUUUUAUGUUUCCUUUGUCACUUUGAUAAAAUUUUUUAAGGAGCGACCCAUAUUUCAUGUGGAAAUAUUAAAUACUUGUUUCCAGUGCCGCUCAAAUGAAUAGACGGCAGCGUACAUGUACGAUUUUUUUGUUUUUGAGGGUCAGGCAGCGAUCAUGCGAUGUAACCGAGUUAAAUUCUUACUAAUUAAUUAAUAUUCUACCUUAGACUUUCAAAGUUCAAAAGCGCUGUGGUUUUGAUUUCGAAACCAUUUGAAGUGAAGGCGACCGUCGACGGUAUGAGUCUUCGUUUCCCAUUUCGAGUCUGUCGAGGGUUACAACCCCCAAAAGCAUUGGCACGCACUCGAAAAAGAAAUAUGUGGAGUCCGUCCGACGGGUUUCUCCAGAAAUGAAAUAUUUAGGAGAUUUCCUGACGAAAGACGUGGCAUGAGGAGCUUUGCUCAAGAAAAAAAAUCUCAGCAGGCGCCGGAAAUUGAUGCCCUGGUACGCGAUAGAAAGGUGUUUGCUUGGUGUCAUAAAAUUAAUUAAGACCGGAACAUAAUAAGUAAACCAGACACCGAGUAUCCGCGAGAGACGCGUCAUUUGAGCGCGAGGCAAGGCGAGGAGCCAGCAUCCCACGCAACGGUUUUAUUGCGGCGUGACCUUUCUGUUUAAAAUGAAAAAGAUUUUGAUCAUUCGAAAUGUAACUUAUAAAUAAAAGCUCGCGUCAUCUACCCGUAGAAAGUAGUUUACAUGAUAAACAAAUCCAGAUCGAACUGCCGGUGAUUUGGACGGGGUACGCCAGGGUUAAAAGACAUUACGUUAAAGCAUUUUAUAUUUCCUUUGUCACUUUGAUAAAAUUUUUGAAGGAGCGACCCGUAUUUCAUGUGGAAAUGCGUGACAAAGCGCCGCAAAAACUUGUUUCCAGUGCCGCUCAAAUGAAUGGCCGGCAGCGUACAUGUACGAUUUUUUUUGUUUUUGAGGGUCAGGCAGCGAUCAUGCGAUGUAACCGAGUUAAAUUCUUACUAAUUAAUUAAUAUUCUACCUUAGACUUUCAAAGUUCAAAAGCGCUGUGGUUUUGAUUUCGAAACCAUUUGAAGUGAAGGCGACCGUCGACGGUAUGAGUCUUCGUUUCCCAUUUCGAGUCUGUCGAGGGUUACAACCCCCAAUAGCAUUGGCAUGCACUCAAAAAAGAAAUAUGUGGAGUCCGGUCGACGGGUUUCUCCAAAAAUGAAAUAUUUAGGAGAUUUCCUGACGAAAGACGUGGCAACGCGGGAACUUGAACCCGCCAAAUCGGCCUAUGUCGAAGUGGAAUUCAACAUGAUGCCAGCUACUGUGUACGUCGCUUCCACGUUCGUUUGAUCACUGAUGUUCUUCGCCAGAAUAUCAUUCCACCGGAUGGCCUUGUAAAUUCUGUUACGGACUUAAGUUACAUAUUAGUGAUAUUAGACUUGAGGUAGGUUUGUUUUUAGUCAAAUUAUUCCCAAUACAGGGAGGUAUUUCUCUUUUCUGGUCACUUCAAUUUAAAGAAAUCAUUUAGCUUUAUUAUUCUGUUUCUCUUCGGUAGUCAGUUUAUUUAUGGGCUUUUGUUAUCUAAUGACAAAAUCUAAUUUUUAUCAUGCUUAUUUUGUACUAACUGGUUUUGUUUCUCUUGGGUAGUCAGUUCAUUUAUGGGCUGUUGUUAUCUGAUGACAAAACCUAAUUUUUAUCAUCAUUAUUUUAAACUAACUGGUACUGUUUCUCUUGAGUAGUCUGAUAACAAGACCUAAUUUUCAUCACAGUUUUCAUUUUGUACUAACUGGUUCUGUUUCUCUUGGGUAGUCAGUUCAUUUAUGGGCUGUUGUUAUCUGAUGACAGGACCUAAUUUUCAUCAUUUUCAUUUUGUACUAACUGGUUCUGUUUCUCUUGGGUAGUCAGUUCAUUUAUGGGCUAUUGUUAUCUGAUGACAGGACCUAAUGUUCAUCACAGUUUUCAUUUUGUACUAACUGGUUCUGUUUCUCUUGGGUAGUCAGUUCAUUUGUGGACUGUUGUUAUCUGAUGACAGGACCUAAUUUUCAUCAUUUUCAUUUUGUACUAACUGGUUCUGUUUCUCUUGGGUAGUCAGUUCAUUUGUGGACUGUUGUUAUCUGAUGAUAGAACCUAAUUUCUGUUUCUCUUGGGUAGUCAGCUCAUUUAUGGGCUGUUGUUAUCUGAUGGCAGAACCUAAUUUUCAUCACAGUUUUCAUUUUGUACUAACUGGUUCUGUUUCUCUUGGGUAGUCAGUUGUUUAUGGGCUGUUGUUAUCUGAUGACAGGACCUAAUUUUCAUCAUUUUCAUUCUGUACUAACUGGUUCUGUUUCUCUUGGGUAGUCAGUUCAUUUGUGGACUGUUGUUAUCUGAUGACAGGACCUAAUUUUCAUCAUUUUCAUUUUGUACAAACUAGUUCUGUUUCGAAUUAUUAUUAUUACUGUUUAUUGCUAUUAUUAUCAACAUCAUUAUUGAGUGAUUUAAAACUAUUUUUCUUUGACACAGGGCUAUAAUUUGCAGAAGGUGAUGGAGUGUACACUGAUUUGCUUUAGUUUUCUUUCAGAAAUUCACAUAGAAUUUACUUUAGUUACAAUAAUUGCUUGGGUAAUGAGAUAAACUUUCAGCGACACAAUGUGACAAAACUGGUUUAACCAAAAUCAUGAUAACACCAUCAAAAUGUUUUUAUUAUUAGUAUUAUUCGUUACAUUCAAACGAUGCUAUUAUAUGUAUGUAAAAAUGAAAUUAUCUUGUCGCUUGUUACCGAGCUAUCCGUACUGUAAAACGUCAAAUGAAAAGUUAUAACACUCACAUGUCUAUUAGUUGUUACAAAUUAUUUUGUCAAUGAAAAUCGACGACAAAAAAUUCCCUUCUCUGGCUUAAUUAAGAAGCUUGGGUUGCAAAAAAAUGUGUUUGUAAAACACAACCGAGUCAAUUAUCGUACGUUAAAUAAAUCAAAGCAUUACUUUAGCAAAAUAGAAUCUCAGGGUUAAUUUAUCACAGGUAAGUAAAUGUACUUAAUUUAUCACAUCGAACCUCGUUGCUGACGCCGUUUUGUGUAAUGUUCCAGCCGACUACACAGUAAUAGACAGAAGAUAGUAUACUGUUCGAUCGACAUAAUUGCAAAUAAUUUCAUUCCUCCCGUAAGAAUAGAUUUAGGCCGUCAUUAAAAUGUUUCUCGGGUGGUAAACCUUAGCUUCUCGUAAUAUUUUCUGAGUAGGCAAAAGGUUUAUGUUUCAUUUUCAAUUUCUCUUUAGUAACAGAUAUAAACCCCGCUCUCGUUAAGGUUUGGUUCUUGAUCUUCGAUUAUCCCAUUCGAGUGAUAGUCAUUUCUCUUGCUAUCGCCUGCUAUAAUUAUGGUUGUGCGAUCAAUAAAGAGCGGGGUUUUUUUACAGUAGAGCCAUGCCUUGAAUACUAUUUCGCGUGAGAAGUAACAGUUGACGUGUGUCUCCACGCGAGUAAAGCCAACAAAUGCGCGUCCGUAUCUGGAAAACCUUUUUAUUAUGUCAAGAAAUGUCUUAUUUACACGUCUCGUGAUUCCCACGCCGGGUGUUUUUGGAUGCCGGCAAGUGCGAAAAAAGUAAUUACCGAGGAUUCCAAAGUAACACCUCAGUCGUAUGAAGGCGCGAAUUGUGAUCUCCCGUUUCACUUAAUCAUAAGCCAUGGGUAGAUUCAAUCUACCCUUAGCCUAAUUUGCAUAAUUUUUUUUGGUGAGCAAAGCCCGUCAUGAUUACUUCUUCUUACUGUUCCAAUACCAUUUAGGCAUUAUCUUUCUGUAAUCAGCAAAAACUGGUCGUCUUUAUUUCACUAACCCAAUUAAGAAAGCAAGAUGCACGAAUAAAUGCCUCAAAAACAUCUCAAAAUUCUCAAAAGUGGCACCUAAACUAGAACUAAAAACAUGUUUUAGUUAAAGAUUAAUAGCUAUUUUGUCAAGUCAUGCAAUAAAACUUGUUGCACAACGCGAUUCACAAUGUGGACUGGAGUUCAAAGAAGUAAUAUCAACAAUCCGCUAAUUACGUCUACGCCAUAAUAAGUCUCGUACUUAUAAAUUCUUAUCAAGUAAAUUGUUUUUUGCCGUUAAAAAAAUGAAAUCAGCUGUGAAAUGUACAUUGAAUUAAGUUAGUGUCCGGACACCUUUAGGAAUUUGAUAUUAGUAAAAAUUCUAAGAUGUAUAAAUCUACCGGCCUUCGAUCACAAAUCUGAUUGUCUAUAUACAGUGCUAGUGCUAUGCUGGUAAUGCUGUACUCUAUCAAUUUCGUGAUGGACAGUGAGUGAAGUGACUGAGUAGCCUGGGGUAGCCUGACAGUGUUCGGUUGUAACCUGUUUAUACCACCACCGAAUAAAACCGUUAGCCUUUCAAGUUGUUACGCUUUGAACGACUAGGGGGUUUAUAUUUGACUGUUUUAGGGAAAUUUGUACCAGAUCUUUGUUUACUCGCAUGCAAUCUCGCUCGUUUUUUGUUUUUGUAUUUUUUUCAUAAGAUUUGUGAAGUAUUUGCGGUCUUUAUAUUCUUUGUCAUAGCAUCUCGGUAUGCAGACAUAUAAAAGCAAUAAGAUCCUCUCUGAGUGGCUCAACAACAUUGUCCGCGUAGGCUGGUGCAUCAAAUGAGUGCCGCACUGGAGUCGCAAAAACGAAAUGAUAAACGCGGUGGCGCUUAAUUUAGUAAAAUCGAUAUCAAUAUGAAUUUGGAUCCACACGGAGGGUCCAAAGGCCGAUUUUUAAAAAUGUGAUCCUAGAUCCUUCAGCUGUUGUUCAGAUGUAUGUAUUUUUACAUCAUUAACGUGGGAGAAUGCAAGCGUCUGUAAGAACAGGGUAAUAACCGCUAACAAGACGUGAGACGAGAAAAGACGUAAAAACAGUGUAGGGGUCUCGACCGGGAGAAAUGUUCAUGCUGGGGAAACCUUCGACAAUGCCGGAUUCAGACUUCACGUCAGUUCUCACCUCUACUGAUUGUUCGAAUUCAAAGGUUUUUGUCCACGUUGGGCUUCAAUAGAAAAUUCUGUCGGUGAAGUCCAUGGUACCAAACAAUUGUCAUGAGUACUCUCAGUAAUAUGCCUAAAGGUAGGUAAUCACGAUUUUGGCAAUUUAACUCCGACUCCAAAUUAGGUUUAGAUAUGCGCUUAUCACUUUCUGUUUCACGCGUGUAUCUCGUGAUAUUCAAAUCCGUCAGCUCAUAAAUAAAUGAUACCAAAUGUGCAAGUGCAUCAGCUGACUGUGUAACUUUAUGCCAUACUGCAACACUGAUUAAUAUCAGGAUAUUUGACUUAAAGCCACUUCCUACUUUUCUCCAUAUAUAACUUCAUUAUGUUUGGAUCUUCACUUCCCGCAUAAUUCUAAAUAAAACAAUUGAGCGGACUACUGAGUUUAUCAUUGUCUGAACUUGAAAUUACCAUUAUGACAAUACCCAUUGGCCCUUUUGUCGUUAUCUUAUCACAGAUAAAGGAACUAGUGAUAAGGAUAUUAGCAAUGAUUUUAUGAUUUUAUACGUACGUGAUCCUAUCCUUUAAAAUAGAUGGUAUACGAUCUUAGCAAUCUCCACACCAAUUACAUGCCUGUCCUUGGUCCUAAUGUUCCUUUCCUUGUCCUCUAUACGAGGUGUCCGCCAAAAACGUCCGAGUUUAUAUGCCGAUAUUUGUGGGUAAUCCCCGGGAGGACUUCCAUAUAAAAGUGAAGGGCUGCUCGUCGGAAAAUUAAUAAUUUAUUAUUUAAACCCCUAAGGGAGGCCAAGGUGGGUGUGGCUCAAGCUUAAACUGACCCCUAAAGGAGAUUUCUGUGAGGUCAGCGUCACCGCGUUUUUUUUGGCAAAUUUCUUUAUGCACAGCCUUAAGUGAUACCUGAAUGAGCAUAUUUAGGUACUUUCCGUCCCAAACAGCCGAAGUGAGACCAAAAUCUGCAAACGACGAGCACCCACGUCACUUUUGUAUGGGAGUCCUCCUGGGGAAGCAGAUCACCAUCUGUUCCACUUGAUUUUUCGUAAGGUCAAUGAUUACCAUCUUUUGAGAGUAUUGGGUCGGCUUCACUUAGUUCAGACUUCGAUGGAUGACACAUUUCAUGGUAAGAAGUAAUGAUGUCCUGACAAUCGUGUACUUUUAUCAGUUGGAAAAAACGCGUGAACUUCCACACUUUAUUUUCUUGUUACUUUCACUGAUGUUGCACGAUUCGAAAUUAACGUUGAAACUUUAUUAUUUGCGUGUGCCAACUUCUUUAUUAACUGGCUGCGAUACAAAAGUAGCCUUAGACUCCAGACUGUCUCCUGGAGCGUGAAAACAAACGCUGACCACUGUUAAUAGGACAAUACAGUCAGGAAAUGGAAGAAACCUACUAAUUGAAAUUUCAUUAACAAAGUCUUCAAAUAUGGGCUCGCCGUUCACAGUCCAGUACUAUCGCCCCAUGUUAGCGAAUACAAGACAGUCGUGGAUUCUGGAUCCCAUUCCAUGGAUUCAGGAUUCCGGGUGCUGGAUUCCAGUCUUUUCCUGUGGAAUUUCAUUCCUUAGUAGGGUGCUUCAGCUCUAUUCUGGAUUCCAAAGCCCUGGAUUCCGGAUUUCAUAUCAAAAUUUUCCCGGAUUCCGGAUCCUACAAGCAAAAAUUUUCCAGUUUCCGGAAUCCCGAUACCCUUACGUGGGGCGAAGUACAAGUCAAGCAUUUUCUGACCUGUUCACGCAUAUUUAAUUAAGCAGUGGGAAAUUUACUUUUCUUCUAACGUUCGAUUUUAUAAUAUGAUGGAUCGGAGUAACGUCUGGUCAAUGCAGCUUUUUCAGACUGGACCACAUUUUAAGCUAGAAGAGGUUUGGUUCUGAAAAGGUAUUUUUCCGUCUUGACAUAACAGACUUAACACGAAUGUUCGGGGCAGUGGGAAUAUUAAAUGAAGCUUGGAAAGGUAUCUUUUACUUGCUGAACUAAUUUUUGAACAAUAUGUAUCAUUGGCAAAGGGAAAAAGGGAAUUUUAAUCUAGUUUUGGUGGGAAAAUGAGGCAUACCUUACUUAAAAGUGGCAAGUAUUUGAAUAACUGAGGAUUUUGUUGUGACAGCAGCCGGUAUCGUCACGCAACGCAAAUUGAACAUUUGCCUAAAUUUGAGUUGAAACCUUCAAUUCUGAAUCGCGUUGUGCCACAAGUUUUACUGCAUAACUUGACAAAAUAGCUAUUAAUCUUUAACUAAAACAUGUUUUUAGGUCUAGUUUAGGUGCCACUUUUGAGAAUUUUGAGAUGUUUUUGAGGCAUUUUCUCGUGCAGUUUGCUUUCUUAAUUGGAUUAGCGAAAUAAAGACGACCAGUUUUUGCUGAUUACAGAAAGAUAACGGCUAAACGGUAUUGGAACAGUAAGAAGAAGUAAUAAGCUUCCAAAUGAGUGCAAUAGUCUAGGAUUUGAUGACCCGCAGAACUUUAGAACGAUCGUUAAAAAACCUGUAUAACAGAGACUAAAGUUUGCAUAUUUUAGCCGCUAACGGUCGUCCAGCAAUGAAAUGGUGGGAAUGGCAGUAAAAUAAACAAUUUCCUCAUUCUAACUGCAAUUUCGUUAUCAGGAUGGAUAGUAGUGUUGAUGGUAAAAUUAUGAGGCAAAAGUUUUUUCGAGUCCAAAAUCGAGUGGAACGCUUUUAGGGAGACUGCCUCUUAAGCAUUCGUUGAAAGCACGCUACAUGUAUAUAUCAAAGGCGACAAAAGCAGAUAAUUUUCGAACCAGUCUUUGUUCACUUAUUGGCUGCAUAUCUCCUCCUGAUAAAAAUGUUAACAUUCGCAUAAAAAUGAUAAAGUACUUCUAAAGAAACUGUGUUCAGCCUCCUUAAAGGCCAACUGAAAGUCAGGAGGAAAGAAUUGUGCCAGAAAAAAACGUUUUAAUUCUUAGAAUGCAAGAAAAUGCAAUUUAAUUGGACGAAGAAAUUUACAAAGUAUAAGGAAUAUAAGAUGGAGUUUCAUUAGAAUUCAUAGAAAAACGCAGAAAAAAUGCAUUUAAAAGAUAUCCUGACCAGCUACGACAGAGGCCAAGCAGUGGCUCUUUAUGCCAUCGUCAGGCCACUCGCCGAUAUAUAUCUGCAGCCUGUUCAUCCUACAUCCUGGGCUGCGUCAAAAGAAUGCAUUGACCAGAAGCAACUAGCUGAGAAUACAACAGGCUGUGAACCCACUCACUGGGGCAAUUAAUGCAGGCAUUAGAUAUAGCUUCUGUUCUAGUUCAGCAAAACCAGCCGGCGGCUCGCUGAAAUAAUUUGAUGACCAAGCGAGUUAAAUUCAUUUAAUUACACAAGCUUAUUGCAUGCUAACCGAAGGGAAUUUUAGUUUGUAACUGCGCUAAAAAUGAAAUUCAAAUUUCAAAUCAUCUGCGAUUAUUUUAGGUGCCGAGAAAGGAGAAUCCUGAUGAAUUUUUGAAAGUGUUCACCGCUAAGAUGUUUUAUUUAUUUAUUUUUAUUUUUUUUUUUUCAUUCAGUCAUUCCGUUCGCUUAGACACAGAUAUGACUAAUGACAGCAGUUUGCUAGCCUGAAAAGUGGAAGUGCCUUGCGUUUUCUCAUUUGUAGUAACAAAAUAAAGUCCGGAAGAUUCAUCGAUAUUUUGUGGGCAUUUGUACUAGCUAAAUAAAACAAUUAUUCAACUCGCACCUGUUCCAUGGAGAUGAUAUAGCCAACCCAAACCCAACAACCCGCAGGUGGAAUUAUUAUAAUUGUGUUACUUAAUGCUACAUGUAACUAAAACUUGGAGCUCAAGUUGAUCGACGAAAGUCAAUAGCUGAAUUUGCCUUAAAUUCAGCAUACGUCUAAUAUAGAUAAAUGAUAUGCGUCACGUUACUGGAUAUUUUGACUUUGCCAUGAAAUGGUCUUUACUUACAGCCGUAUCCUUUCCUUUGUGUAGUCUCCUUGUGACAGUUCCCCCUGUAAGAACACAGGAAAAUGCAUUUCGCUGUACCAGGAAAAUGGAUAUAAGUGUAUCUGCGUGAAAGGAUUCACCGGAAAAGACUGCGAAACGAGUAAGAAAUACUGAGUUGAAACAAUGUUGCUGCUAACUAUAAUACAAUCACAGGUGACACACUAUUAACGCAAAUUGCAAGUGGGAACGGUAAUCAGCAUAAAGCUUUUGUACUGGUUUUAGGUAUUAUAUCAUUGACUUUUACUUCUUUGAGCUCACUAAAAUAAAAAAAAUCUAACCGAGAAGAUUUAAAAACUACUUUGAAAGAAAAGUAAGUAAUAAGUAUCACGCUGAACUUUUACUUUUCCUUAUAGAUACCCAACCACAAAUUUCAAUUUCCCUGCUUGAUCGAUAAAGUGACUUAUUUAUAGACACGUUUCUCCAUCAACCUAUAGAACAACAUUUAUAUUUACUAGUUGUGUUUUGACUCUUGCUGAAGUCUAAUGUACCUUAGCUGAAAGGUACAUUUCCUUUUUUUUUUUUUUAAUAUCUUUGAUCCUCUCUCCUGCAGAUAUAAAUGACUGUGUCAAUAUUACUUGUUUGAACAACGGAACUUGCAUCGACCUAAUCAAUGGCUUCAACUGCAGUUGCCCUCCAGGAUUUGCCGGCAACCGAUGCGAAAUUGGUUAGAUACUUGUUGCUGCUAUUUGCAUUGCAUUUACGCCAAAACGCAACAUACUAUAUAUCCCGUUUAAACACUUAAUGUUGGACGCUGUUGAAUGCUGAUAACUAAUAAAUAUAUGGAUCAAUGUUAAUUUAAAUCCGAUCCUACAUGGAUCCUAUAUCAUGGACAUCAUCCGACAAAGUUAAUGUCAUAUUAUGUUAUACCAACAUAAGUUUUUAUCCGGAGGCUCUAGGGUCCGCUGGAUAAUUAUAUGUUUUGCAAUUUUAUUGACCUCGAAUUCCUCUUGGUCCAUGAAAAUGCCGAAAAAAAAAAAGACUUGGCCUAUAAUAACGCAUUUAUCUUGGCCGAACAAGUUUGGUCAUUAACGUAUACAUAUCUAUUUGUCGUUAUUUUUUUAUUAUACCGUAAAAUUCCGAAAAUAAGCUGCAUUGUAGAUUCUUCUGCAGGCUAGUGCUUAUCUAAAAAGGGUUUACUACAAAAUUAAGUUCCCCUCGUCCUCCUUUUGAGUUGGCCUGAUGGACGUCCCUUUGUCGCCUGCACAUACUUUCGAGGAAAGUUAUCCCUAAAACAUUUGCGACACGUUUUCCCGUAAGUUUCGUGCACGCGGAUAGCUGGAAAUAUAAUGCCGCAGCAAAUUUACACGACUGUGAAACGAAUAAAAUCCAUUUUUCUCUUUCACCCUUAGAUAUUAUCUCAACUGUGGUAACACAGUUUCUUUCGCCUGCGAUUGGGAAUGACAGCAACUGGGCGCUGUGUUGGCAGACCUCCGCUCAUGGCUGGGCUGCCAGUACCUUCCACAGCAGAUGUGAUGGGAAAAAACAUACGAUUACAGUCAUCAGAAAAGAGCCGUACGUGUUCGGAGGAUACACCGAUAUUCCUUGGUGUAAGUGACUUUUUCGCCGGGGGCGGGACAAUAAAAGAGACGGAGUCCGCAAAAUUAAUAUUAAACCCCUAAAUAAACCAAACUUGGCGGGCUUAGGCUCAAUUUGACUUAAAAUAAAACAAGUAACCAAUUCCAGAACCAAUCAAUUGGAGCUUUAAUGAUCUUGAAAUUGCCUUGUGCGAAAUAUAUCAAAAUUGAAUGCAGUAUUCGACAUAAAAAGGCGGCCAGUUAGUUGCAAAAAAAAAAAGACUGACUAGAGCCGCACAGUACGUACGUGAAUACAAUCAUUUUAGCUACGAUCACAUUAAGGCCCUAACAACAGUUAACUAUAUAGUUUAAUGUCUAAGUCACGACAUUUGAGAUAAAUAUUAACCUCGUUGACUUGCGUAUUGAUAUGGUUUGGUCAGUAGACAUCUGGAGGUUGUAUGUUUUGGUUUGUUGAAUUAAAGUCAGUUAAAUUCCCCCGGGACCUUCACUGGGAAAAACAUAGCCUCCCACGCAGAUGUUCUUAGGGGUUCGUCACGCGUUCCUGCCCCACGAACUGCUGACUUAAGCGAAAAAAAAACGUAGACCAAUCACAGCAGACUUCCAGAUCUGAGAAAUGCACUUUGGACCUUGAGAAAUUUCGUGCUUGACUUUAUAGCUCCAGAAAAGAUCAGAAAGGUCUCAUGAAAGGUGAGGACCUUACAGUUUUAAAACAAACUACUCAGUUAACUCACAAGCGUUCGUACUAGUGGCUUCCAUCAGAAUCUCGUUGAAAAAGGUUAAAAUUGCUGAACGGAGGUUAAAUUUGCUGAACGGAAGUCGGCUAUUACUACGUGUGAAAAAAAUUCUGCCUUUUGUUCAGUCUUAUAAAGAAACCCCGCCGUUACAUCACCCAAAGAACGACUUUAUGAUCAAAUGACAUCUAAUCCAGCCUUUACGGAGAGAAAUAUACAAAAAGCCUACGCUUAUCUCCUAUAUUCUCGUCAGGAGCAAAAAUCUUUGGUCACGUAUCACACUCUACAGAGCUUGUACGUAUGUGUUUGGCUUGUCAACACUUUGACUUCAACAGCGCCGAUUGGAUCUCCGAUAAUCUGCAUGUGAUCUCCAGCUGAUGUUUGCGAACAAUCGGAAAGGAAUUUAUCUUUCAGUUCAGCAGACGUUCGUGGGGCAGGAACGCGUGACGAACCUCUAAGAACGUCUGCGUGGGAGGCUAGGAAAAACAUUAAACUUAAAGAGGUCUUUUAAUAGUGGGUGUCAUUUACGUACCUGUAAUACCUACAGGGGUUGCCGUCGCAAUAGCCUUUUCUUUUGAGUAUUCUAUUUAACCAUUACAUAGCGGAUGAAAGACUGAUAAGCCCAUGGCUAUAUCCGCCUGACUCUUGCUUAAAGAACUGUCUUCUGUCGACCGGGGAAUAACCAGCUAAGCUUGUAUUUCAAACAAUGGGCCUGAAACAGAAGCUCCUGUAGUAAAAAAAAAUUCCUUCGUUGUGGAUCAUGAACAGCCCUAAAAUUUGUGGGGGUGGGGAGAAAAGACCCUUCCGCGUUAAGGAUAUCAUGCGGACUCAUCCACCUGCCCCCUUUGGGGCGUGCUUCUCGGAAGUUAGUAAAGAUUUUAACCUUAUUCCACUCUUUGCAUUUUUUUUUGUUAUGAAUUUUUAAUGAGUCAUUGGUUAAUAGUUAACAACGGCGCUUUAGAAACAAGAAGGAAUCUGGAUCCAAUUAACUUUUGCAAAGACUUCUGGGAAUGUUACUAUGGACAGUAACGAUCCCAGAAACAAUUGCGGUACGCAUUUCGUCUCCAGUUCCCUUUUUGUUUCUAAUGUGGCGAAAUUAAGUUUGCCAAAAAAGCCUUUCACCGCGGGUUUACAUCGUCUACGUAUGACCGUUCCGUUGGCGUGGCUUGUAAAUCCAGAGGAGAUAGUCCGUGGUAAUUAACAACACCUGGCUUUCGGAUCAUGUUUACCCGCACAGUCAACAAACAACAGGACGUCAAACGCACAGCUGAACCGAAGAUAGAAUGAUAUAGGAGGUGUUUUUUGUGGGGCAUUUCCGGGAACGGGAUCCCUUUUCGUAAAAUCCGACUAGUGGUCUAUUAUAAAUGCUGCUUUCUGAUUAGUUGAGCUGCUACUAGGCUAUAUGUUAUAGCCCACUAGUAGCGAAAAGCGCGGGCUUUGAAAACCAAAAUAAUGGCGGCUGAAUCGCGUUUUGCUAGCUACAGUUGUUUUGUCUCGAUAUUUUUGACCAACUAGUUGGAUUUUACUAAAACAAUUAUUCCUCUCGCACUCAUGGCCUCUGAGUCAAUAGCCCAUUCGGCCGUUGGCCUUACGGGCUAUUGACUCGGAGCCCAUUAGGGCUCCAGGAAUAUUUGUUAAAUAUGACCUAUACGGGAAAGUGCCGCUGGACAGGGUAUGGUUUUCGUCCUGUCUGUCCUAUAUAGGGUGUAUAACUUGCCCGAGUUUGUCCUAAACAGGGUAUACAAUUUCGCACAAGUCUUUCCUAAACACUGUACAUGUUUUUUGUCCUAAACAGGCUAUGUAUUUUAAGUUCUUUUUUUGUCCUAUAAGCAGAGUCAGGGUUUCAAACCCUCAGCGGCUCACCUCUAGGCAAAUAUUGGUCGAUUACCCUCUUCCCUCCCGGGGAGGAAGUGUUAAAUGUCAGCUGGUUAAAACCGAAAUUAUAAUUUAAUUUUUCCUUUUUGUUUAUUAUUGUUUUCUAGCGUCUGGGAAUUUAUACGUUACUACUUCCAAGUCGUUUAUUUUCUCUCUGGUGGACAAGGAAAAACUUGCACCAUUCAAGUGCAUGGUAAAACAGAAAAGAUCAUCAUCUGCAAUUUUUAAUAUUAAUCGUUCUAACAUUACGUUGGGUCCAACAUUUGGUGCGGGGUAUGACAUACACAUUGCUGAUAAUGCCAAUCAGAAUAACAAUUCCUACACUAGUUUUGGCUUCUCAUACUCUCUUCCAAAUGGAGUUACAAACCGUUUAACAAUCCUGGCUGGAACCUAUCGGUUUUCACCUGAACAGGUUGAGGUAUUUUAUCUGACUUGA
Porites lobata is the source of this 16265-nucleotide messenger RNA. NCBI's taxonomy places the organism in Eukaryota, Metazoa, Cnidaria, Anthozoa, Scleractinia, Poritidae. The record is from the annotation of a GenBank genome assembly.